CAAUUCAAGGCGUGAAGCUCAUCGCAUAGCAGCAGCCAAAUACCGGUACCAUCCUGUUGUGAUAGCUUCAAUUGCCCAUCGCUCAACGCUUCUGACAGGAAUUGGAAAGGUCGCUGCCAUUCUUGCAGUCCAGAGCAAUCGCAAGAAAUGGCCUCCUUUCCGGCCGCUGCGCGGUCUAGCACCAGACUUGCCCUCAAUUUCACUCAGCGAAGGUCCAUUGCCGACGUAACCAUCACACGUACCGGCAAGCCCAUUCUACGACAGCAGGGUGGCCGACACUCGCUCGGAGGCCACACUGCCACCGUAUUUGGCGCAACCGGUCAAUUGGGCCGAUACAUCGUCAACAGGCUAGCCCGUCAAGGAUGCCACGUCGUCAUUCCCUUCAGGGACGAGAUGGCCAAGCGCCAUCUCAAGGUCACCGGUGACUUGGGCCGAGUCAACUUCGUCGAGUACGACCUCUACAACACGGAGUCCAUCGAGGCCAGCGUCCGGCACUCCGACGUCGUCUACAACCUCAUCGGCAGAACAUACCCCACCAAGAACUACAGUCUUGACGACGUCCACGUGCAGGGCACCGAGCGCAUCGUCGACGCCGUCGCCAAGUACGAUGUCGACCGUUACAUCCACGUCUCCUCCUACAACGCCAACCCCGACUCCCCCUCGGAAUUCUUUGCCACCAAGGGCAAGAGCGAGCAGGUCGCACGGAGCAUCUUCCCCGAGACCACCAUUGUCAGGCCAGCACCCAUCUUCGGCUUCGAGGACAACCUCCUGAUCCGCCUGGCGACCCCAGCCAACCUCUUCACUUCCAACAACAUGCAGGAGAGGUACUCGCCAGUACACUCCAUCGACCUCGGUAAGGCUCUUGAGCAGAUGCUCUACGACGACACCACCGCCGGGCAGACGUAUGAGCUCUACGGCCCCACCGAGUACUCGACAGAGGAGAUCGCCGAGCUUGUGGACCGCGAGAUCUUCAAGAAGCGCAGACACAUCAACGUCCCCAAGGCCAUCCUGAAGCCCGUCGCACAGCUCCUGAACAAGGUUAUCUGGUGGCCCAUCCUCAACGCCGAGGCCAUCGAGAUGGAGUUCAUCGACCAGGAGAUUGACCAGACUGCCAAGACCUUCAAGGACCUCGGCAUCACCCCUGGCGACAUCAAGGACUUUACUUACCACUACCUUCAAGGAUACCGGAGCUCCUCAUUCUACGAUCUCCCCCCGGCCACAGAAAAGGAGAAGAGGGAAGACAGAAAGUACAUUCAUGUUACGGAUGAGCUGUAGAUUAACCUUCACAGGGGCAAAAGAGAGAAACUCAUGUGUUUGUACAUAUACACCUAGACUUACGGUUUCCUUGCUUUAAUAACCAGUGAAAAGUGCAUUCGA
Truncatella angustata is the source of this 1377-nucleotide messenger RNA. RefSeq lists its product as uncharacterized. Lineage: Eukaryota; Fungi; Ascomycota; Sordariomycetes; Amphisphaeriales; Sporocadaceae. The record is from RefSeq and is a predicted model, not a curated record. Gene Ontology annotation, molecular function: protein-containing complex binding. Bases 148 to 1275 code for a protein of 375 amino acids. The transcript is spliced from 4 exons. Gene Ontology annotation, cellular component: mitochondrion.